ACCGCGCGCUUGCCGCCUCGAUUUUGGAAAUCAUGAGCCCGGAGGUGGCAGCACUGUGCAUCCUGCUCACGACUUGUUCCGGUCUCUCUGUGACUGUGGAUGAGAAAGUCCAAGAUAUCAUCGAAAUCGAGCGAAACGACACUGAAGAAUACGACUACACCCAGGACGAUGAUUACGGCGGAGUCCUGGGGGAGGAGAUGGUCGGGCCUUGUGCAGACUUCAAACUCGGCGAGGACGACCUGAUGGCCUACGACUUCAUCCGCAAGUUCCAUCUGGACACCCCGGUCCUGCAGAUGCCUGGAGUGACCAGAGUACGAGGAUCCAACAGAGUCCAAGUGGCUUACAGAUUAGAUAGGGACUCUGAUCUCGUACUACCUACGAGAGAAAUCUUCCCGUUUGGCCUCCCACGGCAGUUUUCCUUCAUAUGCACCUUCAGGGCUCGCAAGGUGGCCAAGAGCUCCUGGCACAUCCUGCGAGUCACCGACCUCCUACAGCGACCGCAGUUCCUGGUCACCCUCAACCCUCGAAGGGAGGCGGUGGAAUUCUCCAUCGUAGACUUCAAUGGAGACUUGCAGACCUUGGUGUUCACCAAGACUCAGAUCUUUGACAAGAACUGGCACAAGAUCCACUUCGGCGUGUUCGCAGACAGAGUUGUUCUCUAUAUAGACUGUGGUCUGCUUAGCACUGAGACGUUGUUACCUAGAGGGCCUAUCGACGUCAACGGCAACAUCAGCGUGGCCAAACAGGCCAACUCUAGGCAUACGGUGCCGGUGGAUCUUCAAUGGAUGCUGCUCAGUUGUGACCCAACGCGGCCCACCCGAGAAACUUGCGAUGAGCUUCCGCAAUUCCAAGUUCGACCAUCGACAACUAUUGUUACCGGCACCGCUCGUCCUUGCGAUACGGUGUGCCCAGCGGGACCUCCUGGGCUUAAUGGUACAGAGGGCAAGAGAGGUCCCCAAGGACCAAGAGGAGAGAUGGGACUACCAGGAUUUCCCGGAAGAGAUGGAUCACCAGGAAUCAGAGGGACUACUGGAGUUCUGGGUUAUCCUGGUCCGUCUGGACCUCCGGGACCUCCUGGAAUAUCUGGAAUACCGGGAUUGCCUGGACCCAAAGGUAACAUUGGUGAGCCGGGAUAUCCGGGAUUGAAGGGAGAUAGAGGAGAGCCUGGAUUGUCAGGAGCUCUUUUGGGUGGAGGAGCAGCACUUUCUGGACCACCGGGAUCUCCUGGACUUCCGGGUGCUAAAGGGGAACCUGGACCAACAGGGAUUCCGGGACUUCGGGGAGAAAAAGGGGAAAGAGGAGAAGAAGGACCACAGGGGCCGCCUGGUUUGCCAGGGGCAGUUUCAAGUAUAGAGGGCAACUUUACUGGAUUCCCAGGACAAAUGGGACUACCCGGACCCAGGGGUGCUCAAGGAGAUCCAGGAGAAAUAGGGGAACCUGGACUUCCUGGUGUAAAAGGAGAAAGAGGAGAAACAGGACCUCGAGGGGAACCUGGGGAAAGAGGCAUUCCUGGUGAAAGAGGUUUGGAUGGUACUCCAGGAGAGAAGGGAGAGAUGGGAUAUCCCGGACCUUCAGGUCCUGUAGGACCCACAGGGGCAACAGGACUUGCGGGUCCUUCAGGGCCUCCAGGAGUUCCUGGAUCUCAAGGCGAACCUGGACCACCAGGAAUAGAUGGAACUCCUGGAAUUCCCGGAUCGGCUGCUGCAGCGGGAGAUCCUGGACCACCUGGAGUAGCAGGGCCUCCUGGGAAACAAGGACUUGAGGGGCCUCCUGGAUUGAGAGGGGAGAGAGGGGAGCCGGGAACACCAGGAAUACCAGGAAGUGACGGACUGCCUGGGCUUGUAGGAGAGAUGGGCCCAGCAGGCGAAAGAGGUGAUCCUGGACUUCGAGGACCUGUGGGACCCAUGGGUCCCCAAGGACUACCUGGACCUGAAGGACCUCAUGGCCCUGAAGGAGGGAAAGGAGAGACAGGACUUACAGGAGACCAGGGACCUGUAGGACCUAGAGGACUGCCUGGGGUAAUGGGAUCCCCUGGACUGCCUGGUGCUCCAGGGUCUGUUGGUGCUCCGGGUGCGGAAGGCAGACCCGGACCACCCGGACCCCAGGGCCUCCCAGGCCCCCCUGGUGACUCUACUGGUGUCUCCUACACUAGCGAGGGAGGCACAGGAACCCCUGGUGUGAUGGGUGCUAGAGGUUCACCAGGACCACCGGGCAUGCCCGGAGAGAGGGGGGCAGCAGGAGAAAGAGGUCCUGAAGGAGCUCCGGGACUUCCUGGAGUACCAGGUAAAGAAGGGCCCCCAGGCAUACCCGGACCCCCAGGACAAAGGGGCCAGCCAGGCCUGAAUGGACUACAAGGUGCUCCGGGGAGAAGUUACACGGAGGCAGAAAUCAGAGAUAUUUGCGCAACAGUGCUUAGAGAGAGAAUAUCUGAGCUAACAGACGGAUUGGUAGGGCCACCCGGACCCCCGGGGCUAGGAAGUCCGGGAAAACCAGGACCUAAAGGGAUUCAAGGGAUUCCAGGAGAUGCUGGACAACCCGGAUUGCCAGGAGAGAGGGGAUUCCCCGGAAUGCCGGGACCUCCAGGACCUACGGGCCCAGAAGGAAGCCGAGGGGAGAAAGGAGACAAGGGGGAGAGAGGACCGGAGGGGGUCGGAUUGGAAGGUCCUGCCGGUCCUAGAGGACCUCCUGGACCUUCAGGACCCCAAGGAAUAGGACUUCCCGGAAGACCGGGAGAUAGGGGAGAACCUGGAAGAACUGGGGUUCCCGGAACAAGAGGUCCUCCAGGAUCUCAGGGACCACCGGGGUUUUGUGAAUUCUGUAACUAUCCUGGGGGAAACUACGCCCAGUCAAUAGCUUCUCGGCCUGGCAGCACCCAGAAAGGACCAUAGACAAACAACCUGCCUCCAUAUGUGAUAGUUUACAGAAAUGCCUUACGUCGUGAUGUUACAAGAUAAUACUCCUGAUGAGUAAAAUUUACUUUGGUAUUCCAAAAACCAAUAAAUAAUCUAGGUUUACAAUAUUUACAGUUCUCAGCAUACUGUAUAAAGUCCUAAGUACCCAUGAACUUUUGAGAAAACUACAAGUCACACCCCCAUAAACCAUAUACUUAAAAUGUUCGUCAUGACGAGAAACCUUGCGCAAAACUAUUUCAUAAAUUGCCCUUUAAGGUCGUAAUUGCUUUAUAAAGGGAACUUUCCAAAAAUACCAAAUAUAGUUUUAUUAAUACUUAUGAAGUCAAACGGGGUGAAGCCAGUGGGUAACAGCUAGUUUUAGUGAAGUAAUGGUGUUAGAUAAAUUUGUGCACUCUAAAAGAAUGGUGGGAGACCCUCUUUUGAAAACACCCAUAUAUAGAAAAUCUAUAUUUACAUUCAUUAUUUAAAUUGAAUGAAAUACUUUUAUCAAUAUUAAUAUCAUACUAAUCAUCCGAUAAUAUAUCGUAAGCUCUCUAAAGCAACAUUCCAAUCCAAAUGAUUACAUCACAUUGCUUCCAUAAAUUUAAACCAACUGUUCUCUCAUAAAGUUAAUAGAAUAACAUUGGAACUUAAUUGGCCAUUGGGGCAGAGCUCUGAUGGAAUUUCUUGAAAACGCUUCUUAUUAUUCUGAUCUAGAUCUUGAGUGAAACCUCCAUGAAAAUUCCUGAGUUCUUAUGGUUUGUAGUUUUUGAGAUAUCGUGAGUGUUCAAAGAGUCAAUGAGUGAGCCAGUGGGUGCAGUGGUAUUUGUCUUUUAUACAUAUAUAGAGAUAUAUUUUGAAUAUGAUUGAAUACAACUUUUGACUAUUGAACUUUAGAACUAGAUACCAUCCCCAUGUUAAAUUUGUCACCAGACUUUUAGUCAAAAUUGUUAUAGUUGAUGUGAGCCACCAAUAGAUUGGGUUGAAAUUACUAUUUUCUGACGAAUGCACAUCUUUUUUUUUAAAGUUAUGACCCAUGUUUUGACCCAUCAUGUUAUGACCCAUCAACUUGGUCAGCUACAAAAAAUAGGUAGAAAAUAAAAUUUUUAGACACUACCACAUUCUGUGACUGGCUUAAACAAUUACGAUCUUUUAGCAAAAUUCCCUAAUUUUAAGAAAUUUAGCUCGAAGAUGUAACUGGGAUAAACUUGAAUGAGGUCGCGAACCAGUAUGAUUGAACCAUGAAAACGAGGUUUUAUGGUGUAAAAAUUAUUUUUUCUCAUUUCUGACUCUAAAAACAAGAAAUUUCCCAAUUUCUCAUUAAACCUUUUCAAAGAGCUUAAGAAGCAUUUAAUGUAGUAUAAUGAAGUGUUUUUUUACGGUUAUUGGUUGUGGAGAAAAUUCAAUAAAUUGUUAAUAAUUUACAAUUCUUAUGGAGAAUAAGUAAACUGUUGUAGUUUACUUGUUUAUGGAUAUAUUUCAAUCACAAUUGGCAAGUUUAUUUAUUUUAUUCUAAAGCUACUCAUAUUUUGAAAAAAAAAACACAACUUAACCUUCCUGUAGCAGCAAACCUAGGUACCGGUACUUGUUACUAAUGUUAUAGGUAAAUGGAAAUUCGCUUAGUCUAUAGGUUUGUUGCAGCGAGGCAUUUUAAUAAAAUUUGGCAACAGCUGGUCCAUUUAGAUGGGUCCAGAAAAUUAACAUUUUAGCUAGGAAUUUCUCAUCAGUACAUUUUAUCCAAGUAUGUGGUUGGUAAGGUUUUCUAAAAAGUUUUUGUUUCUUAUAAACGUUACAGUUGGUCAGCCUAUAUAGCAGGGUAGUGCAGGCCUUCAGACCAUGAGAGCUUUGGUAUACAUUUUAUAGGCUAGGAAAGGUCAAAUGUAUUUUUUUUUACUGGCAUUCUGAAAGAAAAAGAUUAUUUAAAUUUCACUGCCUUAAAAAUGUAUUUAAUUUAGAAACUAAGAGAAGUAAAUAGUAUUUUGAAGAGGUAAAAUUUUGAAGAAUUCUAUAGGAUUUGUAAACUCAAAGUUUUCAUACCAUGUAUAAGAGGUGCUGUCAAAAUUUUUCAUAGCGUAACAUUAAAAGUCUUUUA
Macrosteles quadrilineatus (aster leafhopper) is the source of this 4983-nucleotide messenger RNA. Its product is annotated as collagen alpha-1(IX) chain-like. The transcript is spliced from 24 exons. The record is from RefSeq and is a predicted model, not a curated record. Bases 33 to 2888 code for a protein of 951 amino acids. Lineage: Eukaryota; Metazoa; Arthropoda; Insecta; Hemiptera; Cicadellidae.